Messenger RNA from Protopterus annectens (West African lungfish), 2834 nucleotides. RefSeq names its product ADP-dependent glucokinase-like. The record is from RefSeq and is a predicted model, not a curated record. The coding region runs from base 118 to 1650 and encodes 510 amino acids. Lineage: Eukaryota; Metazoa; Chordata; Ceratodontiformes; Protopteridae. The transcript is spliced from 6 exons. Gene Ontology annotation, molecular function: ADP-specific glucokinase activity. Gene Ontology annotation, biological process: glucose metabolic process. Gene Ontology annotation, cellular component: endoplasmic reticulum.
GCCUGUUUGUUUUAACCACAUAUUACUUCCGUGUUGCUGUCAACUGGAGCAACGUUACCCCUCGUGUAGCGGUGGGUGUGUGUCAGCGCUGCUUCAGCGCAUAACUCGGCUGAGUGAAUGAUGGCGAGUGGAACUCGGGGCAAACGGCGUGGUGGCACGGGCAGGAGGAGGAGCAGCAACGGUGCCGGCAGGAAUGACAGUGGGAAUGGCAGAAGUAGUAAAGUAAUGGUGGGCUGUGGCACAGCCUUGUCUCUUCUAAUGGUGCUUCUGGCAUUUUGGUAUAGACAGCCCGUGGACCAAAGCCUACAGAGUCGACUUGAUAUAGUAUUGUCUUCUCUGCUGCGAGCAGAGAGCAAAGCUGGCUUGGACAGAUAUCACAGACCGCGAGUGGCAAUUGGUUUUGGGGGCUGUUUGGACAUUAUUGUGGAUGGUGUAACUUUAUUAAAUAAAGCUGGCAUUGAGCCUAGCAGCAGACCAUUUCAUCAUAACUACAUCAACUCUGAGCAACAACUUGCAGAAAGCUUUGCCUAUUUCUUCCCACCAGGAGCUGCAUCAGAACGAUUUGUUUCCAAUGAAACAUUAUUCAGAAAGUUGAUUGAAGUUUCAAGGACUAUGUCUGCAGCACGCUGGUCACUUGGUGGAAAUGCACCCAUGAUGGCAAACCGCCUAGCUAGGGAAGGAUGUGACGUGCUGCUUGGGAGCAGACUCAGUUCAGAACUUUUGGAUUUUCUGUCUGAACACAUAACAGUGGCUGGAAAACAAGUAGAAGAUGCAGACGUACACUUGAUUCUGGAAUAUUCAACUGGAGCCAAAUGGGGAAACUAUGUCUCUAGAAGAGCCAACAGGUACAUAGUUCACAGUGAUGAUCACAACCCCAUGAUGGAUUCACUAGAGGAGUUCAGUCUACACCUCCACGAUUUCAAGCCUAGCCUUCUGGUUGUUGGUGGUCUCCAGAUGAUGGACAACUUUCCUUUCCGAGAUGGCCAGCGUCUUGAAAGAUUAAAGGCACUUAAAAAUGUGAUGGUGUCACUUGACAGUAGCACUGGAGUUCACCUUGAAAUGGCCUCCUUUGUCGAUGAAGGCCUUAUGAAAGAACUCCUGACCUAUGUUGUUCCAUAUGCUGAUUCCCUGGGCAUGAAUGAACAAGAGCUACCCAAUCUUCUUAGCCUUGUAAAAGGGGGCAAUAUUACUGUGCUUUCUGAUCCAUAUCCACGGAUUGCAUCAAUACUUGAUCAAAUGCGGGAACUCUAUCUGUUAAUGAACUCCAUGGAACUCAGAACUGAUCAACGGAGACUCACUCGACUGCAUGUCCAUACCCUAGCCUUCCAAGCAAUUAUUGUCACAAAAGCAUCUGCAUGGAAAAACACUAUGUCUGCUACUGCCAAAGCAUCUUUGACUGCAUAUAGGUAUGUUUGUGGCUCUACAGAGAUUGACACCAGCAAAGCCAGACUUCUCAUGGAUGACUCAUUCUCCAUCAGCCGUGAAGAAGGCAGUCAGAGAAUCCCAUUUCAGGAGAGAAGGCCAGUUUCAUGCUGGGAGGAGCAUGACUAUGAAAUCUGUGUUGCACCAGUGUUAGUAUGUACUAAAGUGCAUCAGACUGCCGGAGGAGGAGAUAACGUUUCUGCUGCUGGCCUUGUGCUCCAGAUUUAACCUCAAACAUUUUCAUUCAGUUAGUGUACAUUACAAUUUGAAAAUUACUGGAUGCCUGCCUUGGCAUAUUAUGCUUCAGCCCAUAAGGGCUUUAUUACAACCUGUGAAUCAUUUUGAAAACUGUUAUAAAUUGAGCCCUUUUCUUUAUUCCACAAGGUCAUGGAUUUUAACUCAAUAGUAGACAUUACUUGGCUUGAUCGCCACAAGAAAAAGUUAAACUGCUGAGUGUUUUAUCCCAUAUUUUAAGAGCAUCAUGUCUAGUUUCUUUUAUCAUUCCAGAUUUUCUAAACAAGAAUUUUUUUUUUCUGAACACUGUUAAAAUGCUUGUUUUCUCUUUUCCAGUGAUGAAACCACCAUUCCCUCAGAUUGUUGUACUACUCAUGCCAUUAGAUUCAUGAACGAGGUAUAAGUGACAGGAAAUACAGCCAACACCAAAAGCAUAGAGGGAUAAACCCCUGACUAUGACCAAAGUGAUCAGAGUUUGACUAGUGACUUGAGUACUUGACCAUGUUAGCAGCGGCUCAUUCUGGGGGAGAGCGGAGGUGACAGACACACCACGCACGCACACACACACACACACACACACACACACACACACACACACACACACACACACACACACACACACUGCUAUCUAUCAGAGGAAAUGACACGGAGAGGUGGCAGGCAUUAAGUUCUCCAAGCCACUGAUGGGCAGUGGCCUUUGUGGUGAGUGUGCAGAUAUAACCGGAGAAUCUUUGGGGCCACUGUUGUGAUGCAGUUUGCAUAUGAGGGGUUUGGAAUUAAGCAGUCCAAAUGCUGUCAUUGCAAUGAUGCCUGUGAGAGCACAAAGCAUCCACAUGGUUACCUGAAUGAAGCCCCCCCCCCCGGCAUCCCACACCUCAGCUACCAGUGUAAUCCUUGGAGCAGAGAAACAAAUUGGCACUGUCGAGUCAGUGGAAGCUUCAUGGAUGGAAGGCACUGGAACAAAAAUAAAUAAAUGGUAGACAGUACCGAUUGGGAUGGAAGUUAAUUUCAGCUAUGUUUUACUUGAUUACAGACCACUCUAUUUAUAUAAGUUAGUCUACUAUUUAAUCUCAGGUUGGCAUUAAAAUGUGAAUUUUUAACUUUUUUUUUCAGGAGUAUAUCAAAAAAUCAAUAAGCCAGGAGAUAUUUUUGUUAUUGUUGAAGUACUGGAGUAAAAU